Messenger RNA from Podarcis lilfordi (Lilford's wall lizard), 865 nucleotides. NCBI's taxonomy places the organism in Eukaryota, Metazoa, Chordata, Lepidosauria, Squamata, Lacertidae. The record is from the annotation of a GenBank genome assembly.
AUGGUUGGAUCAUUUUGUGUUUGUUACAGAAAGAAGAUAGACAUGUAAGUAAGAUUUCUCUCAGCAUCUGCAUUCUGUGAUGAUAGUGAAUUCCUCUUGAGCUUAGAGGCGUGAAUGCCAAAAUCAGUUUAGGGACGUAGAUCAGGAGAGUACUAACUGUGGGCCCCAUUUCUCACAUUUUUCUCUUUCUUUUCUAGGCUUUCAAGGCUGAGAAAAGUGUUUUCCUGGUUGGGAAGGAGAAAUAAGAUUUCACCUCUCCAUGAGACCUGCUCCUCACCCACAACCUCCUCCUCCGCCUUCCCCUUUGGACAUAAAAGGUAAAACGCUUCUGCAUAUAGAUGUUGCUUCCAGAGUAAUAUUAGUCCCUAAGUAAGGCUUCUUACGUGGGUGGCGCUGUGGGUAAAACCUCAGUGCCUAGGGCUUGCCGAUCGUAUGGUCGGUGGUUCGAAUCCCCGCGGCGGGGUAAGCUCCCGUCUUUCGGUCCCAGCUUCUGCCCACCUAGCAGUUCGAAAGCACCCUAAGUGCAAGUAGAUAAAUAGGUACUGCUUUCUAGCGGGAAGGUAAACAGCGUUUCCGUGUGCUGCGCUGGUGCCGGCUCGCCAGAGCAGCUUCGUCACGCUGGCCACGUGACCCGGAAGUGUCUCCGGACAGCGCUGGCGCCCAGCCUCUUAAGUGAGAUGGGCGCACAACCCUAGAGUCGGACACGACUGGCCUGUACGGGCAGGGGUACCUUUACCUAAGGUUUCUUAGCAAAGGUCUCUCUGUAACUGUCUGAGUCCUGUUUCGAGGCUCAGAAAAUAAACAUAUCCCAUGUGACUCUUUGUUUCCCUGUAGGCUCUGCAGACCUCCUGCCAGCCAGAACUGA